AUGAGUCAGAAGUCACGAGAAUUCGGAAUUCUAAGAUAAGAAAAUAAAGAGGACUGGAUGAGUGUGCCAGGCAAAAAUAACAUUACUACUCAUUAAAUCUUCAAUGUCUACGAAUGCCUUAAUUAUGAUGAUGUGAUUUUUAAUGGUUAGAUGCCCGAUUUAAUGAUGUAUGGACCCUUUUACUAUCGUGAGCACAUGAACUAUACCCAACCUGAAAAUUGGGAUGUAGAUAUUACAGUACCUGGCCAAUCUAAAUCAUAUAAAGGCAUCUACAUGAAUCAAAACUUUCAUUCUGUUUUUGAUGAAGUGGCAACAGGUGAUAAUACAGAUGACUUUAAUAUUAGAAUUCGAUAACUUAACAAUGCAGCCUAAAUAAUUUGGCACACUAAGGUCAAUCAACUCGAUUGGGAGUUAUCCUUGCAAGUGGUGCUUGAGGGCUUAGGGAAAAAUUUGGUCAAGGAAUUCGCUCAUUAUCACAUUUUGAAGAAAUAUGUUACUACAAUUGACAGUAUCAAUAGAAACUUUAUGCCAAAUAAUCCUGCAUCAUAGAUUUAGUUAGAUAGUUUAUAUUCGGACCAUGAAUGGGGGUUGAGAUAUCUUGCCAGUUAUCAAAGAUGGGAGUCUCUAUCAUAUGAUGCUGAGCCUGUUGAAUAUUAUUCGAUACAGAAUGAACUAAGAGAUCAUUUUGGCCUUUCAAUAGAGUAGAUAUAAGAGACUCAAUAAAAUUGGAACAAGUAUAUGAAUGAAGGAAAACAAUUAAUUUACAGUUAAUAAACAUCGGAUAACAAGGGUGAUUAAGCAGUAGCAUAUUGGCAAUGGGCUGAUUCUCAUACAACUAGAGAUGUCUUUGAUAAAGAUAAUAGAACUAACUCUACUACUGAAAGAACAGAGACUGUGACUGGAUUUCCAGAAUUAGCAUAUUUUAAGAACCAAUAUCUUUUACCGAUUCUCAAGGAACAAAACAAAAAAGUAUAUGAUGAAUUCAAAGACAUAGAGCUAUUUGAAGAUAGAAGUUAAAGUGGGGGUAAAAAUUAUGAAUAUCUCUUGAACUUGACUUCAAGCGGUGAUCCUCCUGAUGAGACCUCACUUUUCAAUAUAGAUACUCUUAAGAAGUUAAAUCAAGCUGGAUCUAAAACAAUGGACUUAUUUGAAAACCCAACAACUGACCUUGAAUACUUAGGCCUCAAUUUUCUAAAUGAUGUAACAAAAACAUUAAAACUCAAUAAUAAUAGACAAACCUACUUGAUCUAUUUAUGGUUAAAGUAUUGCCAAUAACUGACAUACAAUCUUGAUUAAAUUUCUCCGUAAGUACGGACACUAGCUGAGCUUGGAUCGAAAGCUAUAAAGUACUCUAUAAGAAGAAUGGAAUAAGAACUACCAGUGCUCAUUUUCUCUAAGAGGUUUAGACAGGUUUUUGACUAUAGUAUGGGAUGUCCUACUUAUUACGUGAAUAACUUUGGAUUCCCAUCUGAAAUCGCAUUCGAUCUCUGCCAUGGAGGAAAGCUUAAGAUUAUGACAUUCAGUUUCUAAGAUUAACUGACAACUUGCAAAGCUUGGAUUAAUAUUUAUUUCAAUGGGUUCUCUUACGAUCCUGAGUACUAUGCAGAUUUAGUCUUCUUGACCGGCUAUAACGAUGACUAGAUUAAAUAGAUUCUCUAUUCUGAUAAGUUUAGAUUCAAGAGUUAUAUGACAUUUCUCAUUUCAAAUCCUAUUUACCUGCAGUAUAAAAACAAUUGUUCAUUAAAAUAUGCUCCUGAACUAGGUUACUACCUAGACAAAUCAGGCUAGGAAUAGUUUAAUCUGGAUUUUAAGACUGUGAAUUAAUUAAUGAAGAAAGAUGGACUCUUUUGCAAGUAGAUCAUUGCAAAUAUAUUAAUUUCGCAGCAAACGACUACCUAUUCUAACGCUUUUAACACAGAUUAGUUUAGGAAAUUUCUUCGCUACAUAACCUUAGAGGAAGGACUCAAGGGCUUAUAUGUAUUGAGAACUCCAAAUGAAACUAUUGGGGGCUAUAUAGAUCCCUUAUUCUAUUAAUACAAUCAAAUACCAGUUUAUAUGGGAGGAAAUCAGACUCAUUCGACUGAACAGAGCUACAAAUCUCCAAGAUAAGCUCCUUCUCGUGGAAGUGUAGCUUUUUUCACAGGUGCAGACGGAGAUUAUCUCGAGGUUAAGAAGUAUGCGAGAUGGCAAAAUCAUGAUGAUAUAGUUGUUAUAAGAAAAAGCUAUGACACCAUUUGGGAUCUUGACGAGAAUAAUGCAAUAAGACCUUGGAGUCAAAUAGUUUAUCUUGAUGGGACAGAUUCCUACCAAUUUCAUCCAGAUGUCUCUGAGGAUGAGACCUUAUCUGCAUUCUCUCCUUUGCUAUGUAGAGUUAUUCAAUUUCAAUAUUUGGGAAGAGAUAAACAAAAUUACGGGAGAAUUUAGGCAAUGAAAUUCAAAGUAGCUGAUUACUUUAUGAUGGCAGGUCGCUUGAUAUAGGAUAAUAUUAAAUUUUGGAUUUAAAUCAACAACACCUAACCUCUGUAAUCCAUUUAUGAUGCUCCAGUGCUUGCCUCAAAAGGAAAUUUUCUAAAUCUAGAUAGUGCUUAAUUAGUAAAUAUACCCUCAAUUAUAACUGUUGAUUAUGAUAAUGUAACUCCUGAUCCAAUAGAAGAUGAUUCUUAUAUUACAGUUGAUAGAUACUCAGGCCUUACAUUGAUUCGCAAAAUCAGAAAUUAGUUUAAUAUGCAAAUAAUGAGAAUCCAGCUAUUGUUUGAUUUCAUUGAUGAUUAAGAUAUGUUUAUAGUGCCAUUUUUCUAUCAUAAGAGAGAAACAGUGUUAAGCAAAUAGUAGGCUUAGGAUCUAUUAGGUGAUUUAUACAGCAAUUUAGAUGGAAGAAUAACUGGUUUAGUCACAUUUAUUAUAAGUGGAUCUGUUUUACUUGUCAUUUCAAUGAUUUUACUUUGCUGCUAUAAGAAAACAAAGAGACUUGAGAUUCUAGGCAUUGAUGAUAAAUACGAAAAUUUAGAAGAGGCACAGAUAGGUGAUUUGAAUGUAGUAAACACAAUAAUUACUACAAACAGCUCAAGACACAACUCCAAGUAUGGAAAUUGA
Stylonychia lemnae is the source of this 3093-nucleotide messenger RNA. The record is from the annotation of a GenBank genome assembly. Lineage: Eukaryota; Ciliophora; Spirotrichea; Sporadotrichida; Oxytrichidae.